AUGCCGGUGUGCUACAGAGCCUUCUCCCACCGCCCGCCACCCCUCACCCCAGGACCCCUCCCUCCUCCCUACGAGCCCAGCCAGCCCCUCGAAACCCUGCUCACAGCCCCUCAGAACCAGGGUCCCCAGGAUGUAAACCCACCCCAGGAGCCGAUGCUCAGCAUCCCAGAUCCGUCCGCCCAGGACCUGUCGCCCCUCGGGACCCGCCAGCCCCCAGGACCUGUCAUCAGCCCCCCGCGCUCUUUCCCCCUUCCCGCCGCCUCAGCACCCUUGGAACCGUCCGAGCACCGUCUAAAGCCACUGCGUUCGCCGGCCGCCCGUCUGCGGGCCCCGCCGCCCUCUCGGUUCUCCCGCGUCGAAAGUGUGUUCCUGCCCCCGUCCCCGGCAGCAGCAAACGAGCCUUUCCUGGAUGAAGUGGGGAUCAUGACUCUGGCGCCCCUGGCCGACAUGCUAAACAGCCCGCAGCCCGGCGCCACAGCACGCCCAGCCGCGAACCCCCUGACCGGCCCCCUCAGCCCCCUGCUGCCUGGCCCGGGCUCUCUGUCACAGAAUGGCACGCUCACCAGCCUCCUGACCGGCCCCAUGGCG
This is a messenger RNA of Lontra canadensis (Northern American river otter), 588 nucleotides long. RefSeq names its product pollen-specific leucine-rich repeat extensin-like protein 3. NCBI's taxonomy places the organism in Eukaryota, Metazoa, Chordata, Mammalia, Carnivora, Mustelidae. The annotation marks the transcript as partial. The transcript has 3 exons. The record is from RefSeq and is a predicted model, not a curated record.